Molecule: messenger RNA, 2244 nt
Organism: Entrophospora sp. SA101
Lineage: Eukaryota; Fungi; Glomeromycota; Glomeromycetes; Entrophosporales; Entrophosporaceae
Source: the annotation of a GenBank genome assembly
AUGCAUACAGGUAAAAAAUCUACAGAACAUCCAACAAUCACUACUAUUACUACUAGUAAUAGUAGCAUCAAUGAUACGAACCAGAAUUAUCUUCAAAUUGCGUUAUUGUCGUCAUCGCCUAUAAUUAAUAAUGACAUAAAAUUAAAAGAAAACCACGAUGAAGAUAAAAAUGUAUCCUUUUCUAACUCUUUAUCAAAAAAUUCUCAAAGUAAUGAAAAUGAUAAUAGCAACAACAACUACAAUACAUCUUUUCCGCCUUCCCCUUCUAAUUCGCUUUCUAAUAAUACAACAAAAACACUUGAUAGCACACAAAUAACAAAAAAAUUAGAGUCUGCGUCUAAUUUAAUCAGCUCGCCUGCUACUUCGAGUUUGAAUAAGAAUCGUGCAGGAUAUACAUUAGCAUUAGGGUAUCAAAGUCAAAUGCAUCAAAACAUACCACAAAUCUCACCAUAUACUAAUAAAUAUUAUCAACACCAACAAGCAAUUCAAUCACGAGAGCGGCAAAUACUAUCUUUACAAAGUCAUCAAUACCAUCAAUUCGCUUCAAAAUAUCAGAAACAACAUUAUAAUCACAUUCAAGCUAAUCAGCAUAUGGUCGGAAAUCCUCCUCCUCAAUUAACAUUAUUAUCAAAUGUUGGUGGUAAAAGCCAAUCUCUUUUACAACAUUUACCAAUUCCAUUACAAACACAUAGUCAACCAACAUUAAAUCAUCCACAGCAACAACAACACGAGCCAACAAUACAAACAAACAGUCAAUCAACGAUAUUGGAAGAAGAACGUCAAAAAAGAAGACUUGAACGUAAUCGUAUUGCUGCAAGACAAUGUCGCGAACGCAAAAAAGUUUAUGUUGCAAAUCUUGAAUCAAAAGUCACAAGACUUGAAGAUGAAAAUUUAUAUUUACGAGAACAACUUGCUGAAUUAAACACACGACUUCAAUAUAGUCCUAUGGAUGUUCAAGAAUGCUUAAGAUUGUACAUGAUGGUUGAAGAUUUGAAGUCUAAACUGAACGACGAAAAUAAUCAAAAUGCACAUAUAAAAGUCAAUAAUAAAUCUACUCGAGUUGUACCAAGUGGACAAAUUAUUAAUACACAUCGUAUAAUGUUUUCAUAUCUUACACAAGACGAUAUUAGAGAAAUAACGGAUUUUGUUCAAAAUGUAAAAAAUGAUUAUGAAGAAUUUGAUUCUAAUGAACAUUUGGUUGGUCAAUUACCCUUUGAAAAACAUUCAAAAAUUCAAACUAAUAGUUAUGCUGGAUAUAUAAAAAUUAGAUCCUUUGAAACAACCGAGGGAAAAGGAAACUCAAGCUUGUUUUAUUGGUUUUUUCCUGCUCAAGAGCCUCUAGUUGAAAAUCCACCUUUGUUAAUAUGGUUACAAGGUGGGCCUGGGUCAAGUUCUAUGAUUGGGCUUUUCGAAGAACAUGGGCCAUUUAAGGUUACGACAAAUUAUAAGUUGGAACUAAAUCCGUAUACUUGGAAUAAGCAUUAUAGCAUGUUAUACAUUGAUCAACCUGUUGGAACUGGUUGGUCAUAUGUAGAACCUCAAGAUCUGCCGCCGCCACAUGAACAUUUGUAUCACCAAUUAAACAUGGACAAUAUUAAUAUUAUUAGAAAUCCCUCUUCAUCUCCAUUUUCACCUAACAAUAGUUAUCUUGACGGAUAUGUAAUAAAUCAAAAAGGAGUAGCUAAAGAUUUGCUUAUAUUUAUGAAAGAAUUUUAUCAAAGAUAUCCCAAACAAAAGAAAUCUGAUCUUUACAUUUCUGGGGAAAGUUAUGCAGGGAAAUUCAUUCCAUCAUUUUCUUAUGCUAUUCACCAUUACAAUAAAAUAGUUAGAGAAUUUGAUUCUAAUGCGAUUCUACCACUCAAAGGAAUUGCAGUUGGCAGUGGGUUAACCGAUCCGGUUACACAAAUUAAAGUUCAUGGAGAACAUGCAUUUCAACUUGGACUUGUUUCUAGAGAAGACGCAGAUUAUUUGAAUUAUUUAAGCGGAGUAGUAAUAAAAUAUAUUAAAAAUAAUGAUUAUGUAAACGCCAAUCGUGUCCGAGUCUCAUUAUUUGCUUAUUAUAAAAAAGUUUCAGGGGACGUUAAUAUGUAUGAUGUAAGGAAAAAAAGUAUUCAAAAUGAUUGGAGUUUGAUGGAAAAUUUUUUAAAUAUGAAAGAAAUCAAAGCUUCAUUAAAUGUUGGGGAUAGAAGUUUCUUUAAAGACUAUAAUGUUAUUAAAUAUUUGGACGAUGAUAUUAUGAGAUCG